Molecule: messenger RNA, 1623 nt
Organism: Aspergillus mulundensis
Lineage: Eukaryota; Fungi; Ascomycota; Eurotiomycetes; Eurotiales; Aspergillaceae
Product: Carboxylic ester hydrolase
Exons: 2
Coding region: 1-1623 (540 amino acids)
Source: RefSeq, a predicted model, not a curated record
AUGGGAAACAAGAUCUCCUACCAAACUUCCGACUGCGAAGUCCAGCUCCCCGGCGACAAAGGCAGGAUCAAAGGUCUGCAAUUUGACAAUAAAUCACGCCGUUUUGCGAACGUGGCCUAUGCUCUUCCACCAACAGACGAACGAAGAUGGCGCAAGCCUCAGCCAUUGCCCGAGUCCUACUCCUACUCAACACCCGAGGGUGUCCCUUUCGAUGGCACAAAGUUCGGCCAGGUGUGCCUGCAGCCUAACUAUUCGGCUUCUGUGAAGAAGAAUAUCCCACAGCACGACUUUGGAGAGGACUGUCUGCGAUUGAACAUCUGGACACCCGUGUCCAAGGAUGGAGAAUCUGCCGCCAAAUGGCCCGUCAUGGUAUGGUUCCAUGGAGGCUGGUUCCAAAUGGGCGAUCCCAGCAAUGAGCCGUCGAUGGACCCGACUGAGAUGAUUUCCACUGGUGGGCUGAACGCUGUAUUUGUGGCUGUGGGAUACCGACUGAAUCUAUUCGGUUUUCUCGCCGGUGCCCCCUUGCAGGAGGAGAGUCUCGACGGGGCAGUAGGAAACUACGGCCUCUGGGACCAGCGUCUUGCAAUGGACUGGGUAUAUGAGAACAUCAGUGCCUUUGGUGGCGACCCUGAGAAUAUAACACUCUCUGGACGCAGCGCAGGUGCAUAUGCCGUGCAGGCACAAACACUAUAUGACUUCCGAGGGACGCUCCCCGAGUCCUCCAGAAACCGCUUCCGGCGCCUAGUCAUGUACUCAAAUGCCAUUCCCGCGCAACCCAAAACACCAGAAGAGUGCCAGCCGCAGUUCGACGAGCUAUGCGAGUACUUCGAUAUCCCGGCCACAAGCUCAGGGUCUGAAAAGCUGCAGCGUCUGCGUGAAACCAGCGCAAAGGAUCUCUGCGAGGCCAUCAUGAAGUUCAAACACCACACCUUCCGGCCAGUGUCCGACGACGUCUUCAUCCACCGAAACCUAUUCGAAUACUACCGUGACGGCUCGUUUGCAGCCGAAUUUAAGCGCCGUGGCCUACGCAUCCUCAUCGGCGAGGUGCUCAAUGAGGAGACCUUAUAUGCCGUGACCAACGGUCCAGAAGCUAGCCUUGAGUCCCUUGAAACCCAGAUAUCAAAUUACUACUCUCCCACAACCACCAGCCGUCUCUUGCAACAUUACACGCUGCCUACCUCCCCCGAAAAGAAAGAUUGGGAAGCUGUCUUUGGCAAGAUCAUCUCAGACGGCCAAGUCCGUGCCCCAUCACGGUUCCUCGUUAACAACUUGAUCGAGAAUGGUGUUGGGAUCCGCGAUAUCUGGCGGUAUAUAAUCGCUUACCGUCUCUCUUUCAUCACGGAUAAAGUGGCCCCGGCUUCGUUCGGCGUUAGCCAUGCUAUGGAUCGGCCAUUCCAUAAUUACUCUCUCAUGCACGGUCCAACCCCUGCAGAGAGCCAGCUCAUGCAUGAGUGGAUCCGUGACCUGGUGGCGUUCGUUAAUAACGAGUCAGAUUACGUAUACGGAACUAAGCAAGUGGACGACGUUAAGGUUGCCACGCCCGAGGGCAGUAUAGAAAUCCAGAAGGAUCCUCGGUGGGCUGAGCUGUUGGAUUUAAUGGAAGUUUUUGCGGGGUCUGGUUGA